Zea mays is the source of this 978-nucleotide messenger RNA. RefSeq lists its product as uncharacterized. Gene Ontology annotation, molecular function: structural constituent of chromatin; DNA binding; protein heterodimerization activity. The coding region runs from base 1 to 918 and encodes 305 amino acids. The record is from RefSeq and is a predicted model, not a curated record. The transcript is spliced from 3 exons. NCBI's taxonomy places the organism in Eukaryota, Viridiplantae, Streptophyta, Magnoliopsida, Poales, Poaceae. Gene Ontology annotation, cellular component: nucleosome.
AUGGAGACUGAAAGGUCCGCACAUAAUAAAGUGCAUAUUCAGUCUGGUAAUGCUUCAAGGAAAACUGAGGGAUUUAUACAACACAGCAUCAAUGCCAAUCGACAAAAGAAUGGGACAUCGGUACAACAUUCUGAAAGCUUCACCACUUCUGCUCGAAGAACUGCUGGUGGCUUUCCACCAGCACCUACAAUGAAGCUGCACCUAGAAAAGAGGGGGUUGGACAGUGAAUCAGUAACAAGGUGGAAGGGUGCUGCAAGGAGGCCUUUCACCUACUAUGGACAAGGAAAAGGAACAAAUCAUGUUUCAUCGGAGGAAACUUUGAUGCAUGCCUCAUUUUCAGUUCCCUGCUUAGAGUGGUUCCAACAUGUUCUAUCUACCUUGGAGGAUGCCGUGACCGAUGCGCCGAAAGCGACCAAGUUCCUGGGCCAAAUAUUUGCUAGAGUCGUACUGGAAGACGAGAUCUCGCUGACGGAGGGAGGAGGGCUCCUGCAGGAGUGGGAUGGCAGGGAAGAGCCAGCAGGACAGCAUGCCCUUGAGGACAACCUCGCAUCCGAGGAUCUGGGGAGCAUGCUGGAGUCCAUCAGAGUGGAGAGGGACAAAUAUUCAUUGAUGUGCUUUCAAUUCCCUGUUGGACGUAUCCACCGUCAGUUGAAGCAGAGGACUCAGGCAAAUGGUCGUGUUGGUGCCACUGUAGCCGUCUACUCAGCUGCCAUCCUGGAGUACUUGACUGCCGAGGUUCUGGAGCUGGCUGGGAAUGCUAGCAAGGAUCUGAAGGUGAAGCGUAUCACCCCUUGCCAUUUGCAGCUAGCCAUUCAUGGAGACGAGGAGCUGUACACCCUCAUCAAGGGCACCAUCGUAGGCGGAGGUAUCAUACCGCACAUUCACAAGUCCCUGAUCAACAAGUCAUCCAAGGAGUGAAGAUUAGGGGAUGUGCAUCUUUAGUUUAAACUGGACUUCUGUGCGCUCCUGGGCGAGUCC